AUGCGCUACGACGACUGGGACGUCAUCCUCUUCCCCAGGGUCUCUCCCGUUCCCAUACAAGAGUUCAAGACGGCUUGUUACAUCUCAACUGAUGAGGUUGGAUGCCAACUACCUACCCUGACUUGCUACAUCAGCUCUCUCCCACUGUCCACGCCCUUUCGCAUCUCCAUACACUCGUGGACUACGGCGGCAAAGCCUUCUGCUAUCAUCGAAGCCCAAAGAAAGCCGAACCAGAAGGUGGUAUACACAGUUCAGGUCAUUGUUGACGGUGCCAGAGUCUUCCGUGGCUUCUUCGACAUUGCCUCCAAAUGGCCACAAGAAAUUGCACACGAGAAGCACUCCCUGGCCAGUGUCGAGCAGCCCACAAGUCAGAAGAGACCGCGCCUCGAAUUCCCUCCUUUCAGUCUCCAGACACUCCAACAGACAUCCUGGGAUGCUCGCGAUUUCAAAUCACGCAUCAAGAUCAUGCUGUCUGAGCAGUUGAUUGGAAAGACAGCCAGCCCGGGAGAGUUGGAUCUUGGCAUUACCAACGACAUCGUGUGUUUUUCGUUCCAGCAUGCUCCCAGAGAUGUCUUGGAGGAAGCAGGCAUCGCAUGGCCGAUUCGCAACCCGCUCUACCUUCCAGGCGCAUACGAGAGAAUCAAACCACUGGGACAGAUAUCUUCAUUAUAUCCCCGCGCUUCCAAGGUGCGAAAGCCAGCGCCAGAUGUACACAUCCAGUCGCCGCUAUCCCAUCGGUCGAAUCCUUUGAAUACCAGAAAAUCAAAUCCGGACCCACAGGGAUGGCCGCGCACUCAUUUAACUGCUAUAUCCCGUCUCCCGAAGCUUGCGAACACUACGAUGGGUCAUGGACGUAAUCGAAACUGGGACGACUCAUUUUCAGCACUUGGUGAUGAGGGCGACGAAGUUAGCAUGGGUACAUGGUCAACGAAACGGACUGCCUCAAGUUCUGCUGGGGAUGUUGCGAUGCCUGAGUACAUGUUGGCAUCAUCACACGCACUCAAGCCACAUCCGUCGUGGACCAACGCUUCGCCAGUGUAUGAGCAGAGCACAAAUUCAACUAGAUCGGGGCAUCGGUCGAGGGAAAAGAUCGACAAGUUACACCUUAGUGGUUGUCGAGAUGACUUGGGCCAAACAUUGCAGGCAAUGAGUCCGGCCAAGAAGGAUCGAGAGUCACGAUACAAUCUGGGUAGUCAGCACGGAGACCCCAUGGCUCGUCCACCUACUGCUCACGCAUAUUAUCCGCCGAAGAUGGGUUAUACUCCGCUCAUGUCUCGACCGUCAACAGCGUCUAUGGCUCGUACGUCUUCCUAUCCUGACCUCAACUCCGCGUUUCGAAAUGUCUCAAACAAGGGAAUAAGAGCCAAGGCCGACGAGGUGGAGAAUAACUUGAAGGGAAAGUCAUUUGCAUCAUAUCCUUCCUCUAUCUCUAGCAAUAAAGAGAACCGGCCUCCCUCUCAAAUACGCAUGCCGAUCCAGGGCACAUGGUCCAAUCAGGUUCCAACACCUAACCCUUUUGUUCAACGACUACCAGUCUUUGACCCUGAUCUUCCCACGAGAGAACCUAUUUCUAGCUUCUCAACUCAGCCCCGAUAUAACUAUAUCAACACAAUGCACCCGAUGGAUACUGGCAAAUUUGUAUCUGCCCAUGGACCAUCGGCGAUAGGCAGCGUAAGGAGUAGGAAGGAAGGCAUGGCUACACACUCACCUCAGCUCCCACAACAAGCUAUCCGCCACGAUCAAAGUCUGCUCCCACCCACCAGUGGCGCCCCUCCCUCUGCCCAACCAUGCGCCUCCAAGGACCUAGGAAAGCACAGCCACAGCGCGCAAACCUGUAUUCCCUCGGUCGUCGAGAUCAUCGACGUCGACGCCAUCGAUCCCCAAUUGGAAGCCGACAGCGUGGUACCGGACACGACGAAGCUCUCGCCAUUCAAACCCACGCACAAGCAAGGCAUGUCAAGCAUUGACAGCACGGGCCGUCUCGAACAACAGCUCUUCAGUGCGCUGGGAGAGGAACUCGCCAGCUUUGAAGAAAGCAUCGAUGCCAAUGGCAUGGGGCCAGAGCUUGCACGUGCCAUUGGCGGCUCAACGACUCGAACCCAGUCUCAACCGGACUACGGGGCCAGUCAGACGCCGUUGGAUCCCGAGGCGCAUGCAUUUGAGCCCGGUGGGGUGGGCAAGCGGAAGAGGAAGGGGACGCUGGGGGGUGAUCGGGAUCGCGAUGCUGAUCGUAGUCCGUUGAGUAAGAAGGAGAAGGCGGUGAUGGGCAAGGACGAGGUGGGGGUCUUUUGA
Molecule: messenger RNA, 2292 nt
Organism: Plenodomus lingam JN3
Lineage: Eukaryota; Fungi; Ascomycota; Dothideomycetes; Pleosporales; Leptosphaeriaceae
Source: RefSeq, a predicted model, not a curated record